This is a messenger RNA of Salvia splendens (bonfire salvia), 630 nucleotides long. Its product is annotated as zinc finger MYM-type protein 1-like. The transcript has 2 exons. Lineage: Eukaryota; Viridiplantae; Streptophyta; Magnoliopsida; Lamiales; Lamiaceae. Bases 1 to 630 code for a protein of 209 amino acids. The record is from RefSeq and is a predicted model, not a curated record.
AUGGAAAAUCAGCCCCGAAGAGAAGUUGAGUUGAACUUGAAUGAUAUUGUUGGUGAUCUGGGAAAACGCAAGCCAAUUGAAGAGUUCAAUGUUUCAAUUCGAGAUAGAGUCCGAAGAGAGUACUUGAACAAGGGCCCUUGUUGUAGCAACUGGAAAAAUGCAUUAGAAAGAUUCAAUUAUCAUGUUGGAGGCGUGAAUAGUUGCCAUAAUAAUGCUAGAAUUCAGUUCGAAGCUUUUCAAGAUCAAAGGAACAGUGUGGCAAGUAUAUUACGGUCAAAUACCCGUCAAAUGGAAGUUGCAUAUCACAUUCGGUUGACAGUCUCAUUGAAUGUGACUCGGUUUCUCUUAAAGCAAGGAUUAUCUUUUCGUGGACACGAUGAGUCAAGUAGUUCUUCAAAUCGAGGUAAUUUUAUUGAGUUGCUUCUAUGGUUUAGUGAACUUAACGAUGAUGUAUCCAAAACUUUAUUUGCAAAUACUCAUGCUAACAAUCAAAUGAAUUCACCACGAAUUCAAAAGGAAUUAGCAAACGCUUGUGCUUCAGAGGUCACACUUGCCAUAGUUAAUGAUAUUGGAGAUAAAGUUUUCACUCUUUUUGUUGAUGAGGCUCGAGACGUUUCAAUGAAUGAGUAG